Podarcis lilfordi (Lilford's wall lizard) is the source of this 37713-nucleotide messenger RNA. The record is from the annotation of a GenBank genome assembly. NCBI's taxonomy places the organism in Eukaryota, Metazoa, Chordata, Lepidosauria, Squamata, Lacertidae.
AGCGGGAAGCAGCGGGAAACGGCGCUGGAAUUAGGGAAUUUCCCGAAAAAAAGGGAAGGUUGACAGCUAUGGGCUACUGCAACAUUUUGUUGCAGCCGACAGAACUCCAUCACAUCACUCACUCCGCUUGGCGCGGCUCCGCCCUGAUGCAGCUGCAAACAGACCCCCAGUCCUAGUCGGGCAGAUUUCCAAAGGAGAACUUCUCCCGUCGAGGGGCAACCACCCUGCACGGAGGCAGAAGACCACCCGGCUUCCACCCGGUCCUCCAAGAGGCAGGGCGGCAGAGGCGAGCCAAAGCGCAGCCAAGCUGCAAAAGGUGGAUUAACUCAAGAGCACCACCAGCGAGAGGGCUGGCGGCUUGCGACUUAGCUUGGCAGCUGCUUCCUGAUUCCGGUUUGCAGCAGCAGCAGCAGCAGCAGCAACAAACAGUCGUUGCUGCAGGAAUUGGAAAACGGAGAGUCCAGGGAGACGGGAGGCGAAAGCAAGCAUCGCCUCUGCGCGCAGGUAGGCGGCUGAUCAAUAAAACCAUCACUCUCUGCCCACCUCCUGCAUCCCACUCUUGCCAUGGGGCGGGGAGGGGGGCACCUCUUUUGCACUGUGUGUAGUUGGGAGGGCAGGAAGGAGGAGGAAGCAGGGCGGGUUGCUCGGGACUUUGCCCUGUGGACUGGACAGAUGGGGAGUGGAAGGAGUGCCUGCUCUUUCUAUUUUUGGUAAGGCAAAUGUUGCAGCCUGGCGAAGCGGGAUUUCCUGGGACUGAGUGGGGCUGGAGGGUAAAGGGGGGUGGAAGAGUCAGGGAAGCAGAGACGCCGAGGAAUUUUGUUCCCCCACCUUCAGAGGGGUGGACUGUGGACCUACGGCCGAGAAAGAGGUCAGGAAAUUUCCUAGUGGGGAGGGAAAUAGGAGUCCUUUCUUUCUUGUUCUGUUUUCAUGGACAGAAAUAGCCUGAUGGGAAUGUGGUCCAGGGAACGCAUUGGGAAGGGAGGGCUGUUGUUUUUAUUUUUAUUAUGUAUUUUGCGUGGUUUUAUCUUGUAUUUUUAUGCUGUGAACCGCCCUAGGAGCUGCGGAGGAAGGGCGGUAUGCAGAUUUAAUAAAUAAUAUUAGUAAUAGGUCUGGGAACUGUGGGAUUUGGAGGGGAUGUGAUGGUUGCCUGGGUGGGGGGAAAGGUAAAGGUACCGGUAUUUUGGGAAGUGGGGCUUAAGGGACAGAUGACAGACUGGCCCACAGAGAAAGUUUGUCCCCAUUUCAAAGACUUGUGGGGAGGAGAAAGGGGGAUUUUGGUUUCAGGGAGAGAUAAAUAGGAGGGAUUAGAUGGAUUUUGACAUCUAUGAUGCCUCGAUAAAGAAUCCAAAGGCUGGGGGAUGUUGGUCUCUGGCCGAGAGAGUCAUGGGCAUGAUUUUUCUCCAUGGCAAAGGUAUAGGAGUGCUUGAAGUUUUGACUUGGGGAAGGGCCCCUGGGGGAACUGAGAGACUGUCGGGGGAAAGUUGGGAGGGUCAGGUGAGCUGUGCUCCACAGCAUCAAUAGAUAGUGGAUUAUUCCACAGCACAGAGAAAAAUGUGAAGGGGAAGUGGGAGGGAAGAAUUAAUUGGAAAACUAACAGCUUGGUACAAAAGCAAGGGUGGCGCAAAAGAAAAAGAAAAAGCCUGGAAAUGCAGUCCUGGAAAUAGGUUCCAGAGGUUACUGAAGGGUUGGUUUGCAUGUGUCUUUGUGUGUGUGUGUGUGUGUGUGUGUGUGUGUGUGUGUGUUUGUGUGUGUGUGUGUGUGUGUGUGUGUGUGUGUGCUGUAUGUUGAUUACUGUACACAUUGAUAUUCUCACUUAAUGAUUGCAACAUCCUGCAAUGGCUUGGGUCCACAUUCACACCAUAGGUCUAGUGCAGGGGUCAGCAAACUUUUUCAGCAGGGGGCCGGUCCACUGUCCCUCAGACCUUGUGGGGGCGGACGGCGGACUAUAUUUUGAAAGGAAAAAAAAAAGAACAAAUUCCUAUGCCCCACAAAUAACCCAGAGAUGCAUUUUAAAUAAAAGCUCACAUUCUACUCAUGUAAAAACACCAGGCAGGUCCCACAAAUAACCCAGAGAUGCAUUUUAAAUAAAAGGACACAUUCUGCUCAUGUAAAAACAGGCUGAUUCCUGGACCGGAUUGAGAAGGCGAUUGGGCCGGAUCCAGCCCUGGGCCCGAGUUUGCCUACCCAUGGUCUAGUGUACUAUGAUACGACUUUAGGCAGCCAUGGCCUUCCCACAAAGAAUUCUGGGAGCUGUAGUCCGUUAAGGGUGCUGAGACUCACAGAGCUACAAUUCUCAGAGUGGCUUAACAAUCAAAUCGCUUUCCCCAGGAAACUCUUAGAAUUGUAGCUAUGGGACAAUAGGGGUCUCCCAACAACUUUCAGCACCCAUAAUUAUUUGGGGGAAGCCAUGACUGUUUAAAGCAGCAUCAUAGUGCUUUAAAUAUCUGGUGUGCGUGUGGCCCAGCAUGGGCCUUCGCAGACCGAAUUUUUGUAUUGCCUCUGACACAACUAUUUGUGCUGGAGUGGCUCAUUCAACAUCAGCAAUGAAUUACAGAGCAAUCAAACGUCGUGCAAGCCUGCUUUCAAGGACCCGAUCCUGAAUUUAUGAAUUAUUUCCGUGGAAAAGCACUGCAUUUGGGCAGUCGUUGGAUGAUCUGAAAUUUCUGUCUGUGGGGUAAGAUCUGUGGUGAUGCAUUCACACAUCCGCACACCAGUCAUCACUUGAUGUUGCAGUCAUCAGGUGAUGCACAUGUGUGAACCAGCUUUUAUUUCCUUGCUGCACUAGUUAGAGUAUUCAGAUAUUCCAGGAUGCCUCUCCAACCUUUGGAAGGAGAUUCAUUGGGUCCUUCUUCUAUUGCUGGAGUUUACAGUUUGAUAAUUCUUCCAAAGGGAUGCGACUUACAACAAAAUGUCACUGUGUAUUCCCGCCCCCGCUCUCCAGCCAACAAUUCCUUCUAAACAAGACAUUCCACUAUAUCCUCUCCCCUCCCUUCUUAAUGAACUCUAAGCUUGGUACGCCCAGUUCCUUCAGGCUUUCUUCAUUUAGGCCCCUUCUCUUCUUCAUAGCUCUUUCUCUUUUCUUGACUCCUUUCCAACGUUGCCAAUGUCACUCCUGAGCAGUGGUACUCAGAACUGAAUGUGCUAUUAUUCUAAAUGGAGCCUUGCCAGUUACCAAGUCCAGCAAUUCUAUUAACUUCCCAAGAACUGAGAACUAUGCUUUUGUUGCUACAGCGUAAAAACGUCAUUGGGCAUUGUUUACAGUGUACCAUCAGAAAUCGGGGGCGGGUAACAACCAAACUUCCGGUUCCCGUUUACAGCUCCAAUGUGGUGUUUUAGGGUCAAAGGGGGUGUCAGCCUUGGUGUCUAGAGAAGGAAACUAAGCUGAUGAAGAGCUGAGGCCUUGAAAACAAAAAGUAACCCUGCUGUGUUUCCUCCAUCUCCACCUCUGGCACUGAUUGACAGCAUAAUCUUACUCAGAAGUAAGUUCUAUUGAAUUCAGUGAGGCUUACUCACAGGUAAGUGGGGUUAGGCUUCCAGCCUUAGGCUGUGUACGCACUAUACCAGGGGUGGCCAACUCCCAAGAGACUGUGAUCUACUCACAGAGUUAAAAACUGGCAGUGAUCUACCCCCUUUUUUGGGUUCAGGUCAAAGUUGUUGAGCUUUUGAGCUUUUUUUAGGAAGCAAGGCCCUGGUUUUUUGGGUUAAGGGCUUUUGGGGUUGAGCCAAAGUUGUUCAGCUUCUUUGGGGGAAGCCAGUGAUCUACCUGUUGGACGUGCCUGCACUAUACCCUUAAAGCACAUUCAAAGCGCAUUUCCCCCCUCAAAGAAUUCUGGGUACUGUAGUUUGUAGGGUUGCUGGGACUUGUAACCCUGUGAGGGGUAAACUACAGUGCCCAGAAUUCUUUGAGGGAAAGAACAUGCUUUAAAGGUGUAGUGUGUUCACGCAGCCUUACUUUGGAACCUCGGGAAACCACUUAUGUAGUUAUGGAAAAAGUUCAUGUUUGUUUUAGUUAAGUCAUGUGCAAAUCAACAUUUAAGAAAUGUAAAAUAUUACCCAUGGAAUUUUAAUUGUAGCUAUUGUUGCAGCUGCUGCAAAUGCCCUCAGUAUAAGAGGUGUUGCCACCCCAUUAUCCUUUAUUAAUAUCCUGGCUUUUUCAGUUCCUCCCUUGGUUUCAUUUUGGUGUCACCUGCUUGCUAAAAGCUCUGUAAUGUUGUCUAACUGGGCCACUUAAGUGCUCCUCAUGACUGACACAGGUGCCCUGCUCUAAAGAACCAGACCUAUUGCUGGGAGUUAGAUCCGUCAGUGGUUGCUGGCUGUACCUAUUUAUAAUACUUUUAUGCCUCCUUUCUGGAAACCACCAAGGCAACGUCCAGAAAAUCAGAAGAUGAGAACAACAUAGUAAGAAACAUGAGACUACAAUACUAUUUAAAGAUGUGCAACUCAAGCCUAACCAUGGCUGCUCUACAUCUGUGUCCAAUGGGGCUUACUCCCAGGAAAGUAGGGUUAGGAUUACAGCCUUGAAAGGCCAAAUGUAUCACCCUAGAGCCUAAACUAACAAAAUAAACAAAAGCCCCAGAGCCAGGAAGCAGGGUUCAUCGGUUUAUAUGAACAAACAGGGCAUAGCUACUUUACCCUAACCCUACAUCACAGGGAGGUUGUGUAGAUAAAAUGUAGGGAGGUAAUCCACUUUGAGCUUUUGGGAAGAAACAAAUAAAUAAAUGGUCUUUGCGUGGGUCUUAUAAGACCUUCCUUACGUUCUCCCCAUCCGCGGCAUGUCACCCUGCUAUAUCCAGUUGCAACUCCACACACCUUUUUUUAUAUGCCGGCCUGUAACAAGAAGCUGCUGUUUAUUAAGCCGAAACCUAUUUUUAACACCCAAGGCAGGUGAUGCGAUGUGAGUGGUUGGAACUGACAGAUGGCAGGCCGCUUGGAAGCCUUUAAAAGCGGCUGUCCCCUGAAUAGGGCUUCCCCAAUGCAGGUUCCUGGCACUCUUUACGUAGCCGUUCUGGUUGUUGUUCGUGCAGGUUCCAAAAACCUGAGUCAUGUCAUAUAUAUAAGAUAUAUAUGAGAAUGAAAACAUGGGCUCAAUCCAUUGGGGAGGUCUCCUGUUCCAGCCUGAAAUGAGCAAGUCGAAAUGAGUGGGAAGAGCCACUACUGUUCUCCUGAGUUGUUCCUGUUCACUUCAACAGGGUGAGCUUCGGCUAGAAACCAGUGGAGAAGGAAACAAAAUCGAUAAUGUGGAGGCCUGUGUCAGGGCUUUCUAAGCUACGAAUUCACUUUCCUGGGUGAAUUUGCUGCACUCUUUCUGGCUCCAUCAUAGCUACGCUGUAGUAAAAGGGGCCAGGGGUCCUGCUUUCCCUCAGCAUCGGCUAGUGGUCCAACUGUGUCUCUUAUCUGAACAGGGAUAGCCUAACCUCUGUCGUCUAUGCUCUGGUGACCUCUAGGUUAGAUUACUGCAAUGUGUUUUACGUGGGUCUGCCUCUGAAGACUGUUUGGAAACUUCGGCUGGUGCAGAAUUCAGCAGCCAAGUUUCUCACCGGGGCAAGACGCUUUGAGCAUAUAACACCAAUCCUGGCCUGACUGCAUGGGCUGCCAAUUUGUUUCUGCUGGUUUUGACCUAUAAAAACCUUAAAUAGCUCAGGAUCACAAUGCCUCAAGGAGCGCCUCAGACUCUGUGAUCAUCAUCUGAGGCCCUUCUUCAUUUCCGACCCACCCCCCUGCGAGAUUUCUGGAGGGUGGCAACACAAGACUGGGCCUUUUCUUUCUUUUUUCUUUUUUAAACUUUAUUCUAAAACCGAAAAAGAGUUACAAAUAUGAAAGAAUUACAAACAUUUGAGUCUGGGCCUUUUCUUGGGUGGCUCCCCGAUUCUGGAAUGCUCUUCCCGAAGAGACUUUCCUGGCACCAUCGUUAUAUAUCUUUAGGUGCUGGGCAAAAACUUGCCUUUCUAACCAGGCCUUUUGGCCUUCACUAUCUGUGGCCUUUCAGAAGUAGGUGGGACGUUUUUAAUGUAUCUUCCCUUGCUGCUUGGUUUUCAUGUAUCUGUGUGGGUUUUUCUGAUUUUUAUUUGAUUGGUUAUCAUUCGCUUUGGGCUGCAUUGAGCAAGAUAAAGCGAUUAACAAAUAUAAUAAACAAUAAUAAUAAUUCAGAGGUCUGUCAGGUAUACAGAGAGAGAAUGUAAGAAUUCAGAGCCCAGGGUCCUUUCCAUCAGGGGUGGGAAACGCCAGGCUCUGUGUGUUUGUGUGUGUGUAAUGUGGCCCUUCAGGCCUCUUCACCUGGCCCUUGGGAUUCUGCCCAGGCUACACCACCUUUCCCCAGGCACGCCCCUCCCCAGACUUCCAUUCUCCUUUAGCCUGGCUGGAAUGUGUUCAUGAAUUGUGAAGGUGCCUCUGGCUUGUUUGAAUGGAGGAUGGAGAGAUUGGAUGGAGGUGCGUAGCAACCUCUGACUUUUGCAUGUCUGGAAUGUAUCCAGUUCCCAGAAAGGUAGAAAUUAAAUCCCUUGUUCUGUUUACAUUUGCUCUCCUGUCCUCACCCAACCGCAGGCAUGUGCCUUUAGGAGAUUGCCCAUGUGGGGUGUGGCUCUCAGACCAAAGAACAUUUUCCAUCCCUGGGUUAGAACCUGGACAGCACACAGAACACCUUGUCAGCUUUCUCCACUACCUUGGGAUAGAUUUAAUUCUAUACCUGUGCCAGUGCACGCAAUUAGCAUAUGCAAAUAUUAUGUAAAUUGGGGGGCCCUUAAGUCCUCUUCAGGUAGUGUUGUAAGGAGCCGCUCUCAGGAAACCUCAGAUUUUGUGCUAAGCGAGAGACUCUCUUUUCUUCAUGCAAACACAAUUACGCAAAUCAAUUCAACAUGUUUGCAAACGGGCUUCGUUUUGCAUUGACUCUGCUCAGCGUGUUCAGAUCCAGAUUGUUGCUGAGAGUGGGGCAUUUUUGGGUUUUUUCAGUAAUUGCUAAAUUUGGAGGUUUGGGGCGAGGCACAGUUUAUAUAGUGACAGAAGGAGAAUGAGAAAUGGGUGAGUGGCAACUCUGUUUAUGUGGCUGCAGACUGGGGGGGUGGGGCUGGGGGGGGAGAGGAAUAUGACCGGCUACAAGGGAGGAUAACUUUUGGUGGGGGGUUGGAAGGGGAGGGAACUUCUUCCCUAACACCUUGUUUUAUUUGGUUAUUUAUUUGCUUAUUAAAUUUCUAUCCUGACCUUCCUGCCCAAGGAGCUCAGUCUGGCAAAUUAUAAAACAGCAAAAUGCAAUGAAUAUAUGCAGGUCAGGAUUGGUUAAACAAGGUGGGAUGUGGAGGGGAGAUUGAGACUAAUAAUAAUAAUAAUAAUAAUAAUAAUAAUAAUAAUUUAUUAUUUAUACCCUGCCCAUCUGGCUGGGUUUCCCCAGCCACUCUGGGUGGCUCCCAACAGAAUAUUAAAAACACGAUAAAACACCAAACAUUAAAAGCUUCCCUAAACAGGACUGCCUUCAGAAGUCUUCUAAAAGUCAGAUAGUUGUUUAUUAAGCCCAUUUAAUGAGUCAAGUUCACAGUUUUGAACUGUGAGUUUCCUGACACUUUCCCCUUGCAGGUCAUCUCAGUCCAGCAAACACAAUCGGUGUAUAAAAUCUGAUUUUUGUAGGCACAGAUUUGCUGUUCAGAGUGUAACCCAGAUAUACACAUUUAGGCUCCCCAUAGAGAUCCCCAUUGGCCGGCCCAGGUCACAGCCACACCACAUAUGGCUUCCCGCAAAUAAUCCUGGGAGCUUUAGUUUUUUAAGGUUGCUCCCAGGAUUCUUUGAGGGAAGCCUGUGCUUUAAGUAUGCUCUAAACCAAGGCGGGUCCAACGUCUCAGAACAAGUGGGCCGCAAGAGUACUUUGACACAGAACCCGGUCCGAGCGAGUGAAGUAAGGCACACAUUUCUUUUUCUUGCAAGUAUUUCCCGUUGAAUUUGGUGGGGCUUGCAUCUAGUUAGACUUGCCUAGGAGCAGGCUGCAAAGAGAGAACCUGUUUGCCAAGGGAGGAGAGAUGGGAAAUAGGUGUAGGUGAGCAGGUUAUCCAAAGCAGCAGCUGCAGCUGCUCUAAGAGUCUUGUGGAACAAGCAGGUGAGAUUGAUAAAAGGGUUAGCUCCAGAGAUGACAUUCUGGAAGCCAGGCUCAUCAUGGACCGGAGGUGUCAUCCAGGCAUACAGCUAAUGGGAGGACUGUAGGAAAUCAGUCACAGCAAUGGAUUAUAACCUCUCUCCUUUAAAAUAUAUUUCUCACCUCUGUCCUUCUCCUUUCCUGAGUGUGUCUUGGUCUAGGGUUUGUUUGCUAAAUCCUGCAACUGGGGGAGGAAGACGGAAUUUCUGUUUAGUUAUUGUUUGCUGAUAAGAGUUAAUUUUAUUGUGUCCUAUUCUAAUAGAUUAUUGAAUAUUACUUUAUUUUAUAUAAGUCGUUUCAUUUUAAAGCUAUGCUUUAUUAUGACUUUUUGUAUUACAAGGUUCUUGGUUGUAUAUUUUGUUGCUGCAAACCACCGUGUGUAUAGUACAGUGGUACCUCGGGUUACAGAUGCUUCAGGUUAUAGACUCCGCUAACGCAGAAAUAGUACCUCGGGUUAAGAACUUUGCUUCAGUAUGAGAACAGAAAUCGUGCGGCGGCAGCACAGCUGCCCCAUUAGCUAAAGUGGUACCUCAGGUUAAGAACAGUUUCAGGUUACGAACAGACCUCCAGAACGAAUUAUGUUCUUAACCUGAGGUACCACUGUAAUAGAGAAAGGCAGUAUACAAAUUAAAAGUGAAAUGAAAUGAAGGGAAGAAAGCUCACAUUUUGCAACCAAUCAAACAUAGAAAUGCAAAAAUGAAAGAACAUCCAUACUCACAUUUUAUUUCCCAAGACGAAAGAACGAGCAGUUGUUUGGAAAUGUAAUCAUUCGUUGUCUUCCUUUCAUCCAAGAUAAUGGUUGUUUUGUUGGUCUUCCUCGUUUUUUUAAAGCGUUCCUCUGUGGAAAUCCCUGGUUCUCUCUGCUUUUCCUUGUGCUGAACUGUAAUAAGGACGUUGAGUCUUGUUUUUUGGUCUCUCUUCUCAGCUGCCCUUCUGAAUGUGAUGCUCAGGAAAGGAGGGCAAGGUUCUGAUCGACAGCGGCAUCUCUGACCCUUCCUUGGCAUCCAGAGAGGGCAUUGUCCAAAGAGACGGACUGCACAGGAAUGGGUAGCCAUGAGAAGGACCCAUCUUCUCCUAAGAGGGCUCCGCCCCCCUCUCGCUCCAACAGCACUGUGUCUUCCAAGCACAGCAUUGCUCGGCAGGUGAGAUGUCUCCUCUCUGCCCAAGAGUGGGUAGCCUGAGACCCUCCAGAUGUUGUUGAUCUCCCAACACCCAUCAUCCCUGUCCAUUGGCCAUACUGGCUGGGCUGGUGGGAGCUGCCAGCCACUCCUGGAGGAACCACAUAAACAAUCUACACGCAUCCCAGAGGUUGGUGGGAGGGGCUUUCAGGUCAGAGGGUGUGGCCUAAAGGUUAACCAAUGGGUAUGUCAUUGAAUCGAGCCUUUGGACUGCAGUGCAAAACUUCAACCAGUUUUCCCACUGGGAGAACACCCCUACCUUUCUUUCUAAUGUUGUUUUAAAAAAUUCUAGGGUUCCGAAAGCUGGGAGGUGGUGGAUGAGCUGCGGAUCCAGAGCGGGGUCAUUCAGGAGCCAGAGAGGCAGGAAGGCUACCUGCUGAAGAAGCGGAAAUGGCCCCUGAAGGGCUGGCACAAGGUGAGAGAUUUGAGAGCCCCGUGUGUGUAUUGGGAAUUGCCAGACUUCCUGUGGUUCUAAACUGUGGUCCCUUCCAAGCCUUUGGAAUGUAGGUUCAAUCAACCCAGGACCAGAGUGGAUCCCUUGCAGCUUCCAGUGCUGUAGGAAAACCAGUGUGUCAAACUAACUCAUCCCACAUUCACAAUAAAUCAUGCGAACCCCGUAAGAUUCAUUCCUAUGUAGGCCACUUAUUCUGCUCAAUCUCCUGUUACUACUGUGGUUCUCUGGACUGGGGCAAAGGGUGGAUAUUUUUGUUGUGCCUCUGGUAUUUUUUAACCACAUGGUUAUUUGUGACUUCUUCCUUUUCUUUCUCCCCUUCUCUCUUUCUCAAAGCGCUAUUUUGUUUUGGAAGAUGGGAUUUUGAAAUAUGCCACCACACGCCAAGAUGUGAGUACAGGGUAGGGAGCCUGGGAUGCCUGAAUUUCAAUGAGGUGGGGACUCACGGGAAUCUAAGAGCAAAAGUGGCCAUAGGGGGAUGUCAGAGAUCAAUGAGAUUCGUAGGGCAGAGCUCAAAGGUCUGGGUAAGUAUUCAUUUCACCAUUUCACCCUCCCUCCCAGGUCUUGAAGGGGAAGCUUCACGGCUCUGUUGAUGUCCGCCUGUCUGUCAUGUCAGUCAACAAGAAGGCGCAGCGUGUAGAUCUGGACACAGAAGAGAACAUAUAUCAUCUCAAGGUAAGGCGUGCAAAAGAGGAACCUCAUGCAGGUUGCGGGGUUGUGGUAACAGGUCAGGAUGGGACAGAAAAGCAUAAGGAACUGAAAUGGGAAAAAGGCGAAAGAUUUAUACGGUCUGAAGAGAAACCAGAUGGAAAACUGGAAAAGGAAGACUGGGUGAGUGAAUGGGAAAGGUCAAAUGCCAACCCAUCAUUUAGCCUUGAGGAGGUUGUUGGCCCUCGAUUUCCCCAGUCCGGAAAAUGGGAGCGUUAGCCUGAGGAUGGGAAAGCUGAAAAUCCUGAUCUGGCAAAUGACACCUGAAAGGGUUUCAGUUUGCUUGCCUCCUGUUCUGGAUGAACAAAGGUUUACUGGGAAACAAGAUAACAGUACGCGGCACAGUAAUGUGUACAGUGGUACCUUGGAAGUCGAAUGGAAUCAGUUCCGGAAGUCCGUUCGACUUCCAAAACGUUCAGAAACCAAGGAAGCUCCUGCAGCCAAUCGGAAGCCACGGAAGCCGCAUCAGACGUUCGGGUUCCAAAGAAGGUUCGCAAACCGGAACACUCUCUUCUGGGUUUGCAGGGUUUGGGAGCCAAAAUGUUUGACUCGCAAGACAUUCGAUAGGCACUGUGUAUCAGUUAGGGUUGGAAAGCUCUGCAUGAAUGUAACUGCCUUUGUAGUUCUCUGUGUCAGGGUAUCAUGUAAAAAAGAGAUGGUUUGUCCUGUUUGUUUGGCUUGCGUUGUUGCUCUGGGUUCAAAUCCAAGCUAAUGCAUGAACACCAGGGCCCAUAACCAGGAGGAUUCUGUGGGCAUGUAGAGUGUGGGGAAAGGUUUCUCCCCAGCUAUGGCAAACCAGGCUAUUCCUUUGCCAUUCACUGCAAUUAGCUUUCAGCGCACAUUUUCCUGGCAGUUCCUAAAACAUGCAGGAAGCUGAACAUGGUAUAUAUCAGUGGCGUCAUCAGAUCGUUUUGCUACAAGCUUGGAGCCCUCGCUUGCAGACUUUCACGAUGCUUUAACUGUGAACCGGAUUGUUUUGAGGAUUCUGUGGUCUGGGUGGGACAAUGCCGACAAGGUCUUUAUCUGCAUUUGCCUUUAAAAAGAAAAAGGGGAGGCAAAGCUUUGUUGUAUUGAAAAAUUGUUAUGUAUUUAAAAGCCUAAUGAAAAGAUCUGAAAAGAAAGCGAAGCAACUUUAAUCUGCAGGAGAACUAGCAUCUUGCUCUCUCUUCUCUGAGAUCUUUUGAAUCCGAUGGCUGCGAAAUAAAUUAAUCUCCACAGUUUAGGUUGAAGAUCAGCUGUGCUCAGGACCCUAUUGGCUCUUGGGUUCAGAUUCCAGACAUCAGUGUAAAUCUCUACUUGGACAGGUAUCUUGAUUCCCACUGCCCACCUUUGUGCUCCUAACGGUUCAUUCCUUCUAGAUUAAAUCCCAGGAACUCUUCAAUAACUGGGUGGCCAAGCUCUGCUCACACCGCCAAGUGCAGAAGUUGGAUGCCUCCCAAAGGCAGUACCUGACAAGUAGCCAUGGUGGAAGAGCCUCGCAUCCUACACAGGUGAGUUGGUGGGAGCGGUGGAGGGAAAGAACUUUUUGUGUUGCGCAAGAUGGAUGGGCAGGGACAUGCGCAUGGAAUGAUGGCGAGGUGAAUGGACAGAGGACUCCAGUGUCCCUCUUUGGUUCUUUCCCCCUAGUCACAUGCAGGAAGAAGAGGCUUGGGGCCUGGACUCCACUUGCCUUCUUAAUUGCACAUUCAUGACGGUUUGUGCACACGAUGGUAUCAGCGGGGUUACACGUAGAUCUUGCUUUCAGUGCUGUUUGUACCUGCAACAGUUUUGGGGCAGACGCACCACUUCAUUUCCAAUCAGUGCACAUCUCGUAACUUCCUGCUGAAAUCCUGUCGUUUUUCAAAUGAAAGGAAUGUUACAGCAGUCUUUUUUUGUGCCACUUUGGUUGUGCUACAGCGCAAGAGCUGCCCACUGGAGGGCAAUAAUGCUGUAUCAUUCUGGAAGGAUGCACUAUUUUUGCAUCAGUGGCAUAUUUUUUGGCAUAGACCUGCCAAAAAAACCCCCAAACCAGUCUGGAGGGGCCCUCACAUAGCUCUGGCAGGAAAGAGUUGCUUUAUAGGCCAAAGUUAAGCUUUGGUGGUUCCUGUGGAAAUGUUAAGUACAUCUAGCAAAUACAUUUGUAACGUUCAGCUGCUAAGUUGCGUCGGCUGCAUGUAUAACUGAAUUUGUACAUCUCCAGAUGUUGUUGUACAUCUCCAGCUUCCAAUCCUAGCUAGCCAUGCUGGUUGAGUCCAAUAACAUCUCAAAGGUUAUAGGUUCCCUACCCCUAGGAUGACCAGUAUACUAAAGAGCUGCGAGUUCUCCAACACCACUUUAUGUGGCUUUGUAAAAGAGUUUUAUAGUAUUGGCACUUAGCUGGUUUCACCUAGUGAUUUAUAGAGAAAAGGGUUGUUGAAAUCCUAAAAUGACUUUGCCUCUGCUGUUCAGCUUUGUGCCCAGGUCCCAGGGAGAGCUUCCUGGUGAACAAUAGGCUAAAAGCUCACAGCCGUGGCCUGCAAAAUGGACACGCCUCCCACAAUCCUUUGCUCUUAGCUUCCGUUCGGCCCCCAUCUUCUUGCCUCCUUCCUGCAGGCCUGCAGCUCACGGCACCGCAUUCUGAUGUCUGAGAGUGCUCCUGCCUUGUCUUCCCUGGCUGGCCCCCGAGACAAGGUGAAUUCUUGGCUGAGCGACAGCAAAGGCCUGGACAGGUGCUCAGCAGGUGAGAUGGGAUCUUCUUACCGCUUUCCCAGAACAAAUGCCCUUCCGCCUUCCACCAUUCCCAGCUCCCUCUCCUCUGCUCUUCUAAGCCAGCACUCUUUCUGAAGCACCGUCAAGCUUCUUGACGUCUGCAUUUGCUGCUGCUGGGGAACCCUUUCCUAUUCCAUUGAUCUCUCUCUCCUUCUAGCACCUUUCCAGUAAGAAGGCUUUUCCCUGGGGAGGGUCAGCAGAUCAGAAGUGGGCUAAGGAGUUGGAGGGGGGCGGGAAUCAGUGGCCGUUAUAAGCCAGAACGAAGGGGCAGCCUGUGGGUCAGAGAGUCUGUGCAUGCUGUAGUUCUUUGUGGGAAUUUGGCUUCCAAACUAUGCUCAAAGUGCAAGCCACCCACCCAAUGUCUCCACAGCAGGGGUCAGCAAACUUUUUUGGGAGGGGGCCGGUUCACCGUCCCCCAGACCUUGUGGUGGGCCGGACUGCAUGCACACACACACACGGCGGAGGGGGCUUCUCUCUCUCCCCCAGCCCCUCCCCUCCCCCUGCCUACCUAUGGUGCUGCCGGCGCAAGGGUGGGCUGGCUCCGGAGAGGCGCUGCCCAAAAUGGCGCUCAGCCAGCUCAUCCCAGUCCCCUUCCUCCUCUACAAAGUGCGGGGAGAAGCCUGGAGGAGGGAGGGAGGAGGCGCCGCGGUGUGUGAGAGGGAGAGGGGAAAUGGCUCCCCCAAAAAUGGCGGUGCAGAAAAAAAUGUAAUGAACAGAAUCCACACGAUCCACGGACCGCCCGCGGGCCGGAUCCUGAGGGCAAUUGGAUCAGAUCCGGCCCACAGACCGUAGUUUGCCGACCCCUGCUCUACAGUGCUGCCAUGAUAUAGUACGCACUUUCUUCCAAAUGCUUCCCGAUCAAAGAGCCAAUGUACUCAACAGACAGGAAGUCCCGCCUCCUGACUCCCUGGCCUGUUUCUGCCAUGUUAAAUCUGCAGACAUCGCCCAUGCGUGCUCUUUCCGAGUGCAAAAUUUUCACACGCGUAACGUUUGGUUUCUUUUUCCUCAGAACUCUCCGAAUGCCAGGGGAAACUUCAAGAGCUCAACCGGAUGCUGCAGAGUUUGGAGACCCUGCACCGCAUUCCAUCUGCUCCCCUCAUCUCCAAUAGUCAGGUAUGUAGAGCGGCGAUGGCAACAGAUCAUCCUCACCUGAGGCCCUUCUUUGUGUGCCUCCUCCACGAGAGGCCCAGAGGGUGGCAGCAUGAGAACGGGCCUUUUCUGCAGUGGCUCCCCACUUGUGGAAUGCUCCCCCCAGGGAAGCUCUCCUGGCGCCUUCAUUACAUAUCUUUAGGCGCCAGGCAAAGCAUUCCACUUCUCCCAGGCCUUCGGCUAUUUCAACAAUCUGUGGCCUUUUAAACUGUGUGCGUUUUUUAAUUGCUUUUGUUUGUUACCAUAUUAUGCAUUUUUGUUUUUUUAUAUUGUAAGCCGUCCUGUGGAAUAAUAGAAUUGUAGAUUCUGUUAUUUGGGUUGUUGGGUUGUUGUUUUUGUUUUGAUUAUUUAUUUUGUGGUUUUAUAUUUUGAUUUUCUUCUGUGAACUGCCCUGAGUCCUCCGGAUAUAGGGCGGAAUAAUAAUAAUAAUAAUAAUAAUAAUAAGAAUAAUAAGAAUAAGAUUUGUAAGGGAUCCCAAAGGUCAUCUAGCCCAACCCCCUACAGUGCAGUUGCCACUGGCUCUGGAGUUGCUUUCUUGCCAUUUCAGUCAUGUACCAACCAUGGGCUUUGAACGGAUUUGCAUGGUUAUGUACCCACUCUUACAAAUUGAGGAAUUCCUGCUUUGAGUUCUCUGACUCUGAAUAAACUUUCGAUGGCAGCUGUGGCAGGAGACUCUUUCUUGAUUUUUUACAGACCUCAGCGGGCACGGAGAGACCCAGGAAAGGGAAGAGAUCCACUCGCAUCUGGUGCACUCAGAGUUUUGCAAAAGACGACACGAUAGGCAGGGUGAGCUGGCUUGGAACUGGUGGUAUCUGUUCUGAUAUGGCAGUGAUGGCCAAACUUGGUCCUCCAGCUGUUUUGGGACUACAAUUCCCAUCAUCCCUGACCGCUGGCCCUGUUAGCUAGGGAUAAUGGGAUCUGUAGUCCUAAAAACAGCUGGAGGGCCAAGUUUGGCCAUCACUGGGAUAUGGGUUGUGUGAGAGGGUGUGUGUCUAGCUUAGAAAGUGGAGGGUGGCAUUUUGCAUUGUCUUGCUGUUAUUGAGAGAGCAAUGCUUUUCUGGGACAGAGGAGAAAGGCCUUUUAAGCAGUGCUUUUAAAAUGUUUAGGUGUACUCUCAUUUUGACUCAAGAAAAUCACCACUUUAUAGUUCAAAUUGGGGAAAACAAAUACAGUAAAUGGACAAAAGUACAGAGAUUUACAAAAUGUUUGGGGUAUGCAUCCCUGCAGGGGGAAAAAGCACUGCUUUUAAGUAAUAUGGAAGAGGAGAGGGUGCGAUGGGGGAAAUACUCUACUGAGUGUCUAAACGAGAAGUGUUUUGUCGCCUGCAGGUGGGGCGCCUGCACGGCUCUGUGCCCAACCUUUCGAGAUAUUUGGAAUCCUGUCAGAACCAAGCCAUCUUUAGCGUCCCUCCGGAAUACAGCCAGCUGCAGAGAAGUUUCUGGAUUUUAGCUCAGAAAGGUCAGCUUGUGGCAGGUGUUGGCUAUUGUUGUUCGCAACACUCAGGAAUGGCAGUCCUACUUUACCUAUAUUUGUUAUUUUUGUUGUGGGUGGAGAGGGAUGUGCUGAUUUCGAAGGUCAACAGAGAGCAGGAGCAGGAGAGAGAUUGGAAGGAAAGAUUGUUUUAUGGGCUUGUUCCUUUUUUGGGGGGGGUUAAUUCCCCCCAUUUCCACAACCUGUUCUUUGCCGCGAUAAAUCACAGUGUUGUGACUGAAUCAACCCAGAUUCUGUACAAAGGAAAGCUGGAUUUUGUGUCCUGCAUAAAUCGCAGAAAUGUUCUUGUUUUACAUGACUAGUUCAGCUUCUGCAGAACAAGGGGAGUGUAUCUAUGGGCUACUUUUAAUAUGAGGCUGCAUUUUAAAUUGCAUUUUAACCUGUAUUUUAAAUUGGUUUUUUUCUUUUCCUAUUAUGCUUUUACUGUAAUUUUACUGGUGUUAGCCGCCCUGAGCCCGGCUCUGGCCGGGGAGGGCGGGGUAUAAAUAAAAUUUAUUAUUAUUAUAUAAACAUAUAUAUAUACACACACGCCUUGUUUGCCAAUUCUGCUCACACACUUCGCUCCACUUCUUGAGUUUUCAUUGGGUUAUAAACAUUUGUUUUCAAAUUGGUCAAGGUGGCCUUAAGGGCUAGAAACUGGAGCUCCUUCCUUUAAAAACAAAAGUUGAUCAUUCCAAGGAUUCCGGAGUCCUCACCGAAUGCUCGGUUCCUUAUGAAUGAUGGGAUCUGCUUUGCCAUUUGCUUUCCUCCUUUGCCAGUUCAUGGCUCCCUCAGCAGCGUGCUGGCCGUGCUAACGGUGGAGCGAGACCGUCUCCAAGAACUGCAGCGGACGCUCGAUCUGCAACGCUCCACUAUGUCUUCCGCCCAGGGUGGUCGUGGGGGUGGCAUCGGCAUGGCAGCAGCCGGGGUAAGGCUCCUCCCACUGUCCUCUGGCAGGCUCGCCAAUUGCUGGUUUUGAAACUUUGCUGGUAUAGAAUUAUUACUACUUUUUUAAAAAAAAGUUAGAUGCUUAUACCAAAAAAAACAGCAACCCAACAUAUGCAGAAUACUGCAGCAUUGGCACAGAAUAGCUCAAUCAGUGUACAGUACCGUAUUUUUUGCUCCAUAAGACACACUUUUUCCCUCCUAAAAAGUAAGGGGAAAUGUGUGUGUGUUUUAUGGAGCGAAUGCAGGCGGGAAAAGCCACACUCUGCAUGGCUCUUGCGGGCUUUUCUACGAGGUGGGAGAAGGGCAGCCUGUCACUGUCCUUCUCCCACCUCGUAGAAAAGCCCCCAAGAGCCGCGCUCCCUUUCACGAGCCACGUGGAGCGUGUGUGCAGCUCUUGGGGGCUUUUCUCCCUCCUGGGGAAAAGCCUGCAAGUGCCACACACACGCUUCACACGGCUCGUGAAAGGGAGCGCUGAGCAGAGCCUGGGAUGCAUACAGACUCUGCUCAACACUCCCUUUAAAAAUAUUUUUUCCCUUGCAUUCCCCCUCUGAAAACUAGGUGCGUCUUAUGGAGAGAAAAAUACGGAAUGUAUAUAAAGUCAAGAGCAUGAACUUAAUUUCAGGCAGGUAAAGGGAGUCUGACUGGCUCUGCCUCCACUUCUUCAGGUGGCUUUGGGCACCAUCCCCCCCCCCCAGCCCUUCUUGGGGAAUGCAAACCUUGACCAAAAGAAGUUUUCCAUCUUUGAUUUAAGUAUAUGCCCAAGUCAUAGAGAAUAUGGGGCUCCACAGAUGUCUGUUUUUGGUUGUGCAUUCAUGAUGUAUUUGGGCUCACGAUGGUAUUGAGGCAGGUAUAAGCGGUCCCGUUUUCAGUGCUCCUGCGAAUGUUUUGGGGCAGGCAUACUGCUUUUGUUUCCAGUCGGUGCAUGCCAAAGCCCUGUCAAAUAGUGCACCACAAACAUGCCACUUAAUUUAUUUAAUUUUUGCCUCACCUUUGUUGCGCUAUAUUGCAAGAGCAGGUGGUGCUGUGGGUUAAACCACAGAGCCUAGGACUUGCCGAUCAGAAGGUCGGCGGUUCGAAUCCCCGCGACGGGGUGAGCUCCCGUUGCUCGGUCCCUGCUCCUGCCCACCUAGCAGUUCGAAAGCACGUCAAAGUGCAAGUAGAUAAGUAGGCAUUGCUCCAGCGGGAAGGUAAACGACGUUUCUGUGUUCUGCUCUGGUUUGCCAGAAGCGGCUUAGUCAUGCUGGCCACAUGACCCGGAAGCUGUACGCCGGCUCCCUCGGCCAAUAAAGUGAGAUGAGCGCCGCAACCCCAGAGUCGGUCACGACUGGACCUAAUGGUCAGGGGUCCUAUUGCAUAUGUGCCCUUCCAAAUGACAAUGAUGUGAUAAAAUUUGCGUCCCCCAAAUGCCUCCGUGGAGCCUGUGUAAGCCCCACCCCUGUUCUGCCUCCUUCCAGGUCCAAAAAGACCCACGCAUCGGCGAUUGCACAUCAAUAGGAUGCACCUAAAAUGGUCGCCACCUGUAGAUAACAGAUAAUAAUUUACUGUUAUUGCAUCAAUGACAUGUUGCAGGAUACACCCCCAAAACCAACAAACCCCAGUUUGGAGGGGUUCCGUAUCUUUCUGGUGGUUUUGAGCGCUGGUACCUCAUGUUUGAGAAAUUUAAGCAUUGCCUGGUCUAUGAUGCUCUACAGGGCAAUUUCUUUAUCUACAUUUCGCGGCCCUCUCUAAAUUCCUCCUUUCCCCUUCCUGGCUUCUCUGCAGACCCUGGACAAUAUGGAAUGUAUACGCCGUUUCCAUUCUCUCUCCAUCUCCUCGGACACAACCCUGGACUCUUUUGCCUCAUUUAACCCUGAUGAGGUAAACUGUCCUUUUCUUUACAGCGGAGAAAAUGUGUGCCGCUACAUGCUAGCUGGGGCUGAUAGGAGUCUUAGUCCAAAACGACUGGAGGGCACCAGGUUGGCAAAGUCUGCUGCAAGCUCUUAACCUGAUCAGAGAGUAUUGCAGAGAGCUCCAAGCAGGCAAACCCAGAGAUGAACUAAGCAGCCAUAUUCCAUCCUGUUUUGAGUUUCACUAGUGGUCGGUCAUAGAUCUGUUCCGUCGUGUUGCGUGUAAGUUUUCGGAAAGAAAAAAAAGCCUGCAUUUAAAUUGUAUGCAAUUCGUGUGGAGAUGAGCCUUUGUAGUCCAAUUUGGAAUCAAGUUCAGGAGUGAUGGAUUGGGCUGAUCCACUGCAAAAUAAACAGACCAGACAAACUCCUGAGUCCCUAAGGCAGGCUGAUCCCUUCCAAACCACUAAAAGCGGUUACUUUUAUUACUUAAUUACUUACACAGGUUGUGACUCUGGCCAUUAGGCUGGAUGUUAGAUUUUUAAAAAGGACUAUAGAGAGAUUCAUGGGAGGUAAGGGAGGUGAGGUUCAUCCACAGCUAUUGGCCGUGAUACUUUCAGGUUAAGGGAUGUGGGUGGCGCUGUGGUCUAAACCACUGAGCCUCUUGGGCUUGCCGAUCAGAAGGUUGGCGGUUCGAAUCCCUGUGACAGGGUGAGCUCCUGUUGCUCUGUCCCAGCUCCUGCCAACCUAGCAGUUCGAAAGCACGCCAGUGCAAGUAGAUAAGUAGGUUCUGCUGUGGCGGGAAGGUAAAUGUUUCCGUGUGCUCUGGUUUCCGUCAUGGUGUCCCGUUGCUCCAGAAGCGGCUUAGUCUUGCUGGCCACAUGACCCCAAAAGCUGUCUAUGGACAAACGCCGGCUCCCUCGGCCUGAAAGCGAGAUGAGCGCCGCAACCCCAUAGUCACCUUUGACUGGAUCUCUUGGCGACAUUUUUUUUCUUUCUCUGCCCUCUAGCCGGAUGCCCUGUUGGUUAAAGGUCAGGAGCAGCAGCUCUCCAAUCGCAGCAUCGUAUCUCUCUCCGACUCGCACACGGAGUUCUUCGAUGCCUGCGAGGUUUUCCUGUCGGCCAGCUCAUCUGAGAACGAGGUUGGUGGAUGUAGCCAUUUAUGGGGGGGAGUCUUUAAAACAGGAAUCUGUGGCCCACUAGUUGUUCCCGGGCUACAGCUUCCAUCAUCUGGAGGUACACGGGUUCCCCAUAUAAGUAAACAAAAUGAUUGUGGUAACUGAGAGCAAAUGGUCGAAACCCAGCAUUUAUGGCGACACACAUCAACAGGUGAAAUUAUAGCUGAUCCCAGCAUAAUCUUCCCUGCUGCAGAUUAAUUGCAAGGUGUUCUUACAGGCCGUUAGGAGAGAGUGGUUGUUUCAGUAGAAAACCCACCCUUUAGCGCUCAAUCAGAGCAAACGUCAAUUCGGGGUUUCCGCAGAUGGACGUUUGCUCUGGUUGGGAGCUAAAGAGUGGGUUUUUGCAGGGAAAGCUCUGGAGCAUGAAAAAUGCUUAGACACAGAGCUUUAAAGAGCAGGCUGCGCCUGGAAAAAGUGAAGGAAAGGUAAGUGUGAAUAAGGUCAGUGUCUCUACCUGCUGAUGCCUGCAAAAACAACCAGCAACCUUUAAAUAGGGCUUCCAGCUUCCUGCUGUGGGAAAUGGCUGCCUCCCACAAUAAUUCAGAUUGUAAUUUGAUUUUUGUGUGUGCUUUUUUCCUUGAUUUGGAUUAUGAUUGGAUUGGAUUUGUUUUUAAUGGAAAACUAAUAAAAAUAUUUUAAAAAAGAAAGAAAAAAUAACCAGCAACCACAAGAAAAUGCACAAUAAUGUUGCCCAGUUAACUUCCUGCACAUCUGAGCUCAUAUUCUUAUAAACAACUGUUGGUGAGUGAUUCAUUUUUUAAAAGAUAGGCCUUGGCAGGAUUUCUUUUUAAAAAAGCAGUGGGAAUGGUAAAUAAAUUGGAUUUAGAUUUUAAUCUAGCUUUUCAGGGUAUGAUCUUGUGUCACACGCUCCAUAUCUGUGUCUUCACUGUCGUCUUUUUUUCUCUCUCUCUCAUCCUUUUGUGAAUUAGCCAGCAGCAAAGCCACUCCCCCCCGCCUAGCAGCUGCUGUCCCCCCCAAUCCCCCCCAGUGGCCUAUUCCCACCCCAGCUCCUCAUAUACACCUGCCCAGAUCUUUUAUGUUCAGUCUCUUUCUCUUCGCUCCCUCUUCCUACUAGAAGGUCCAGGCUUAGUCCAGUUCUACAAUGUGUUCUCUUAGGCCUCUCCUCCUCCUUUUCUACCACCUUUUCUCUUUCGGACACAACUCUAGGUUCCUGCUUCAAAUUGAGAGACUCAGGAGCACUAUGGUAUUGAAUUUCACAACCCCCUGCUUGCAUGCAGCUCUUCCCAUGAGUCUUGAAGGCAUCUGAGGAGAUGGCUGGGCUUUUCCAACUUGCUAUUCCUUUGAUGUCCACGGCCUCAACUCGUGACUUCUUCUUUCGAUUGCUUCGAAGAGUUCUGUGUCACAGUCCUUACUGUCUCUGCAAUGUGGAGAAUCCUGUGAAAUCUUUCUCUCUUCUUUGUCCUCUGUCUCUCCUUCUAUCCUACACUUCAUGGGAGAAGCAGUCUUCCCACAUAUCCUCUCUGGCUUCCAGGUUCAGUCAUUUUGCUGGGGAUGAAUUUCAGGGUCAAAUUUUCGCUAUAGGGCCAAAAGGCUCUGGGACUUCCCAGCAGCCUCUCCCUUUAAAGUGAAGAACCUUUGUUCCUCCAGGUGUUUCUGGACUACAAUUCCCAUCAGCCCCCAUCAAGCAUGGGAUGAUGGGAGUUGUAGUACAGCAACAUCUGGAGGGACAAAGGCUCACCACUCCUGCUUUGAAACUUGAUUGGGAAGGAGAAUGGAGAUUGCGCUGACUAAAUCUGUGCUGUCAGUCCACCCUGACGCCAUUUUCCAAAAGCAUCCCUGUUGGAUUUUUGCUGGGCCUUUUUAUAUAAGAUCUGCCUCCGUCCACCUUGCCCACACAGGAAAGUUGCAUUGGAUUCCAUGCCCCUUGCCUAAGUCCUAGCCUUUUGUCCUGCCUCUGAUUCCAUUUAAACACAACACAGCCACCACCUCCUCUUCCCCGUCAUUCCUCUUUCCUGGCAAGCCCACCACUUCCCUUGGCCUGUGUAACCUCUGUUGCUCCUCCAGGCCACAGACGACGAGUCCUGCAUCAGCGAGGUGACUAACAGCAUCUUGGAGGAAGCCACAGACAUGGCGGGAGGACCAGGGCGUUGUCUCAAAGGUACUUGUUCCAGGAGGUGAUCAGGGUGUGUGUACUUGCAGAGGAGGAGCUACAGAACAGAGCUGCUACUAGGGGAGGGGAUAAAUCAGGGGCAGGGAACCUGUGGACGACAACUCCCAUCAUCCUCGACAAAUGUCCUUGCUCGUUGGGGCUGAUGGGAGUUGUAGGCGAACAACAUCUGGAGGGCACUAAAGAGCAAGGAGAUGGAGGUAAUCCAUCCUUUUUAUAAAUGUCGCCUGCCGUCCUUAAGUGUAUGCCGACCUCCCAGAGUACUAUACAAAAUAGUAAUAGUACAAGAGUUGGAAUAGGCACCAAGGGGGGGAAAAACCAUUCACAUAACACAUGACUGACAUUUUGGGUUUCACUUCCACAGGGCUGUCGAGAGCAACAUUCCUAGGGGAUAACUGGGAGCAGGGUGGGGCUGAUGCUAGAAUUGAGUGCAGCCAGAGCUGAAAGUGGGUGGGGACCCCUUUUCUCCCCCUGCCCCAGCCUCAUUUAUUGCUUUCUUUUUCUCAGCCACCACUUUCUCUCUCCCUCCCUCUUCCUCCACACCCCGUGGGCUGCUAAGGGUGGGUGGGGAGAGCACACAGAUCCCUCUUGCCUGAGUGAUCUGAUCACUAGCAGAGGGGGCUUCCUCCCCCCCCACUCUCCCCCCAUCUCUUUCCCCAUCUCUCCCCCCAUUUUGACUCUCCCUUCCUAGCACCCUAAUUUGUCUCCAUCUUGCCUUCCUCCUUCCCUGUCAUGCACCUUCCCACUGUCAUGAAGCGAGUCAGGGGGCUGCAAGCUUCCCACUCCUGCACUAUCACAAGGUGUGCCGUUAGCUGCUAGGUUAAGUAAAGGUAAAGGGACCCCUGACCACUAGGUCCAGUCGUGACUGACUCUGGGGUUGCGGCACUCAUCUCGCUUUAUUGGUCGAGAGAGCCAGUGUACAGCUUCCGGGUCAUGUGGCCAGCAUGACUAAGCCGCUUCUGGCAAACCAGAGCAGUGCACGGAAACGUCAUUUACCUUCCCGCCAGAGCGGUACCUAUUUAUCUACUUGCACUUUGACGUGCUUUCGAACUGCUAGGUUGGCAGGAGCAGGGACCGAGCAACAGGAGCUCACCCCGUCAUGGGGAUUUGAACCACCAACCUUCUGAUUGGCAAAUCCUAGGCUCUGUGGUUUAACCCACAGCGCCACCCGCGUCCCUUAGCUGCUAGGUUAGAUGGCUUUAAAAGCGAAAGAACAAACCCUUGGAGGAUGUGUGUGUGUGUGUGUGUGUGUGUGUGUGUGUGUGUGUGUCUAUCCCUAACUGUUAUCCACUUUGUGGAGCUUUCAUAUUCAGAGCCACUAUACUUCUGAAUAUCAGAAGCUGGCAUUCAGCACAGCAAGGAAAAAGUAUUGCAUCCUAUUCUUCCUGUGACCUUCAUAGAAGCAUCUGACUGACCGCUGCUGGAAACAAAAUGCUAGACAUUUAACAUUUUAAAUUUUUUUAUUUAUCUUAGCAGCAACAUCUAGUUCAAUAACACAACAGUAAAGAAAGACAAUGCAAUUGAAUUCAAAUUAAACACGCAGAAAUACAAAUUUGGGUCAUGUAGUUCACAAGGGCUCUUUGUGCGGAAAUUGUGUAUAAAAUGGGCCGUGUUUGGCUUCUUUGCAGGGAGUGGGGAGCGGCCCUCAGAGUUUGGGGCUGUGCUUCUUGUAACACAGAAGCCUCAUACACCCACGUCGUGGGCAAACUAGACAGAGAGGAAAUAUCUAAAAGUCCCUGCCUGGAGGAGACUGAUUUCUGGCUCCUAAUCUCAAAUGCGCAGGAAGAGGUGGUAGAAGCACCGCGAUGAGUCAGACAAGGAGGAGGCAAGCUCUUUGUCACGAAUCACUGCAGAGACAAAACUGGGUUUUUGAAUUCAGGUUUGCAAAACAGGGUGUUUCCUGGCUCUGAGGCGAUGAAAUGUCCCGAAGCAGGGGUUUCGUAUUCCGAAGAGCGACAACAGUAAAUAUGUUUCUUCAGCCAUCACCGGGUUUUGCCUCUCAGUUUCACAGCCAGGCGUAGGGUCUCUUUUAAGACCUGACAGGAACUGCUUCUGUCCCUCCCUACAGGCCCAGGCGCCAUUCCCUGUGUUGGGGACACCUCUGAGAUGAGCCUCAGCCUGCCAGUGCCUCUUCCUUUGUACCUCCCUGGGCCGGGUCCCGGGAUCAUCCGACGGAACUGCCUCCCGGCCUCCCACGUCCACGCCAGCGACGUCAGCGUCUGGAACAUCCUCCGCAACAACAUCGGCAAGGAUCUCUCCAAGGUCUCCAUGCCGGUUCAGCUGAACGAGCCCCUCAACACGCUGCAGCGCCUCUGCGAAGAACUUGAGUACAGUGCCCUGCUGGAUGCGGCCAGCCGCAACCUGGACCCCUGUGAAAGAUUGGUAUAUGGCCUCGCCCUCUUUAUUUCCUUAACCAGGCCGCCAUCUUGGAACAGGGGUUGUGUUGGUCAGGCGAGAAGGUCAUCCGUGUGUAUCCCCUGGGGAACCAGCUCUUGGUGGGGAAAAAGAGAAUUGGAGGUCACAUUCCAGGCAGGCCAAAUAUAAAAGGCUUCAAGGCAGGCGCAAAUUGGGGGCAGCGACAGGUGUGGCCCAGGGAGAGUCCUGAGGGCCAGAUCGAAGGCCUACAUUUGGCCUCUUUCAUCCCUUUGGUCUGAAUCUUCUUACUUGUCCUGAGAUUGAACCCACCCCCUUUGGAAAGGCAAAGUCUGCAAUAAGAUUGGCAGAACAUUGUCGUCCUUUCCCUUUUGGGGGGGGGGACGACUUUAUUUAUUUAUUUAUUUUAGGCAAAGUAAUAAUCAUAAAUAAAUAAGAAUAAAAAUGUGCACGCCACCACCAAGACCUUUCCAUUGUAACUAUCCAACCUCCCAAAAUUUCAACACAUCUUGCAAUGGUUUGACCCCUUUACGUUGUAACAGUACAAAUCCUACAAACACCUUCCACAUCUCCUCGAAAUAAUUUCUCCUGCAUAUUUGCCGUCUUACGGCACACACCUCUCUAUACCACCCUUCCAUUUUAUAUUCUGCUUGCCCCUUCCUAGCUAUCAUAAUUCACGCAGCUGUCGAUAAAUUUGUGAGCAAGUUCCUUCAUAGUCUGUGAACCUUCUACACCAUUGUAAAUUGAUAAUAACGCUACUACCUCUGGAUUUUCGGUCAGCUUUAAACCCAGUGAUCGUCCUUUCCCUUGGCCUUUACAAUCGCAGUACUUUCUCAGCUGGUUAUGUGUUGUCCCCCACUCCCACCUUUCUCUUCCCCUAAUAUUUAUCUCCCUUCCCUUCCCAUAGAUCUGCAUGGCUGCCUUCGCUGUAUCGGCUUAUGCCUCAACGUACUACCGUGCCGGCAGCAAGCCAUUCAACCCCGUGCUUGGAGAAACGUAUGAGUGCAUCCGGCCAGACAAGGGCUUUCGUUUCAUAAGUGAACAGGUAAGGAGCUGGAGAGAGCAGAGGGAGGGGGGCAGGCAGGCAGGCAGGCAGGGCAGUCGAGAAAGGGGAGCACUCAUCCACCAAGCAAUAUGGCAGGUGCCUCAGGCUUACAGGUCCAGAGGGGUUGGGCGGGUGUUUCUCACGGAGUAGCGAAAGGGAUCAGGACUUUGCUUUUUUAGCUUAGGAAGGAAGGAGAGGAUGAAUGGUGCUGAGAGAGGGGCAUGGGUGGGACAAAAGUAAAUUAGGACUCCUCCACACUCCUGCUUGUCCCCAGGGAAAACCCGCCAAAUCAGAGCAAAUGUCAAUUGAGUUUUAUCCAGAUUGACGUUGGCUCCGAUUUAGCGCCGAAGAAUGUGUUUUCCAAGGGAAAGUGGCUGGGGGAAAGGCAAACUGUUCAGGCCCAUGUCUAGAAGGAACAAGAGAAGUGGGAAACAGAUGGGACCCCUGCUUUCUAGACAUGGGGCAAGUGGAAGUGUGGACCAAGCCCUUUGUAUCCUGGCGCUGACUCAGACUUGAAGACUUGGGGCUCCAUCUUGGGCUGAGGUCCCUCAGAGGUCCUCAGUAGACAGUGCUGCCUAGUGGGCAGAGGCCACGGAGAAGGAAGGGCGAGGGCAGAAAAUGCCACUUGGAAUAAUCAUGGCACCAUAUGGGGUGCUGUGUUAUUUCUGUUCUUGACACCAAACUGGGAUGUGAUCUUUUAUUUUGAGGAUAUUUUGUGAGCAUCUUUGAUAGCCACUUGGGGCUAUCCGGAAGGCACGCGGGUGGCACUGUGGGUAAAACCUCAGCGCCUAGGACUUGCCGAUCGCAUGGUCAGCGGUUCGAAUCCCCGCGGCGGGGUGCGCUCCCGUCGUUCGGUCCCAGCGCCUGCCAACCUAGCAGUUCAAAAGCACCUCCGGUUGCAAGUAGAUAAAUAGGGACCGCUUACCAGCAGUCAGGUAAACGGCGUUCCGUGUGUUGCGCUGGCUCGCCAGAUGCAGCUUGUCACGCUGGCCACGUGACCCGGAAGUGUCUGCGGACAGCGCUGGCUCCCGGCCUAUAGAGUGAGAUGAGCGCACAACCCUAGAAUCUGGCAAGACUGGCCCGUACGGGCAGGGGUACCUUUACCUUUACCUUUACCUGGGGCUAUCAGGAGUUGAAAUAAAACCUACAGAGAGAUUGUGGUUUCCAUCGGCAGCAGUUCACUGGGCCCAGGAUUUUUCAAUUGAAUUUUUAUUUGCCAGGCACUUCCUUCAAGGAACAUACAAGUGCCCACCCCGUUUUUAUCCUCAUAAGAAUCCUGUGAGGUAACUUAUGCCAGGUGUUUAGGCCCACCUAAGGCCUAAGGCUGCAUACAUAUUACCAGCUUAAAACGCAGCUAGUUUUUUCUUUCUUCCUCAAUUUAGAUCCACGCUGGUUUGGGGGCGGAGGGCGGGAAUGCAUCCUAAUGCAGAAUUUCCUCAGAAACUCAAGGAUAGAUAUGGAUUGUGGCUAUCAUCGUGUGUACAGUCCUUAAACCUACGAUGGGAGCACAUUGGAUGCAGAGUAUACAGGUGUGGGUACACAAAUUAAAUCUGUUGCUCUGGAUGUUUAAUGUGCAAUCCAGAGAACAUUUGUAUUCCUUAAAUCCUGUUAAACCACAAACCCCAAUUUAAGAGUGCUGUCAUGACCUGAAUUUCCGCCAAUUUCUCUGAAAUUUAAGUGGGCAGAAAGAAAGAAAAAACAGUUCCUUUUUUUGGAAAUGGCACACUUUUUGAAGUUGCCCACCCCUGAAACGCGGAUGGCUUAUUAUCUUCCUCCUGCCCCCCCCCAAACUGCAGGUCUGCCACCAUCCUCCUGUUUCGGCUUGCCACGCAGAGUCUGACAACUUCGUAUUCUGGCAAGGUGAGGCUUCAAGGUAAAAGCAAAUACAUGCCUGGAAGGAGUGUGCAGGGGAAAAAGAAAAUAGCACCCAGGAGCUCUCUUUGGGGGUGGGGAGAAAGUGUGUGCUUUGUUUAUUGGGUCAAAAAGACCAUUCCAGGUUGUCAACAGAGUUCCGUCCCAAAUCAGAUUUUAAAACAUUUGGGGGGGUCAGCUCUUGAACAUGAAAGAGUGUUUUCUGAGCAUGUGUCCCUUCCUCACUGAUAAACAAAAGCAUGUGUGGGGAACCUGUGACCCUCCUUAUUUUGCUGAACUACAUCUUGGCCCUGCUUAAUAGGGGAUUAUGGCUGUUGUAGUUCAGGAAGAUCUGGAGGGCUGAAGGUUCCCCACACAUGGACUCAAGCAAAAACCUCUUUGCAUUUGACAAUAGGAGGCCAGGAUGGGCUCUGUCAGAAAAGUCAACUUGCAGAUACCAUUGGCCAUAGCAUUGGAUUCUCUUUCUUUCUUUCUUUCUUUCUUUCUUUCUUUCUUUCUUUCUUUCUCUCUCUCUCUCUCUCUCUCUCUCUCUCUCUCUCUCUCCCCCUUAGAACAGUGUUUCCCAAACUUGGGUGUCCAUCUGUUUUCGGACUACAUCUCCCAUCAUCCAUAGCUAGCAGGACCAGUGGUCGAGGAUGAUGGGAAUUGUAGUUCAAAAAAAGCUGGAGACCCAAGUUUGGGAAACACUGUCCUAGAAGAAUGCCUUUAGAGUAGGCUCAUAAUCUGUGCUGCAGUCACCACCCCACUUCACAAUUUGGUUUACCUCCCAAAGACAUAAUUAGUGUGACCUCACUUUUCAUAUUUCUCUCUCUCUCUCUAUCCCCCCCCCCCAAUAUUUUGUUUUGCUUAGACAUGAAGUGGAAAAAUAAAUUCUGGGGCAAAUCCUUGGAGAUAAUCCCCGUGGGUACAGUGAACGUCCAGCUUCCCAGGUGAGUCGCCCAUCCUGUUUCCUGCCCCUUUGAUCCUUGGUGGAUUUCCCACCCACCUCCAGACCCUGGAUCCCCCUUUCUUUCUUUCUACCAACGAAAGGUUUGGGGAUCACUACGAAUGGAACAAGGUGACUUCCUGCAUCCACAAUAUCUUGAGUGGGCAGCGCUGGAUCGAGCACUACGGCGAGGUGCUGAUCCGGAACACGAGAGACAGCACCUACCACUGCAAGAUCACCUUCUGCAAGGUAGGUUCUGACCCCGGACUGUUUUGUCUGCGUUCUUCCCUCACCCCCCUGCUCCUUCUGAUCUGUGCUUGCCCCUUCCUCUGGUACCUUCAAUCAAAUCCCACCCAUCUUGGCUCUGAACCCAGCCUCUGGCAUCUGAAUUUGAACAUUCAAAGCUGUGAUAUACUGAGUCAGGCACUCUUGCCCAUCCCAGCUCAGUCUUGUCUACAUAUGGACUGGCAAUGACUUCAUGGGGUUUGGGGCGUUGGUCUUUCUCAGCCAAACCUGGAGAUACCCAGGAUUGAACAUGGGCCACAGAGCUGCAGCCCUGCCCUCUGGUGCCUCUCCCUCUAUCCUGGCACAUCUUGUGGGUUCUUCCCCUUGGACUGCCUCACCCUUGCUGCACAGUGUCUUCAUUCUGCACUCCUCACUCCAUCUUUUUUGAGCUUUCAGUCUCUUUCCCCCUUCUCUCCCCGCCCCGUUACUGGAGAUUCUUCACUCUGCGGCAGCAUUCAGAGAUCACUUUAAACCUUGGUUAACCUUAACCAUGGUUUAAAGAUGAAGAAGCAGCUUGAUGGUGCAUAUGGCAAAGAUAACAGCUGCUUUACUCCUUCUGCUGCCACGUUGCUGAGAUUUAACCUAUGGUUUGGCUUAGCAUUAGGUUUGAACCGGGGCUUCUGGUUUGUUUCCUCCAAACAAACCGUGAGCAGUAAACUAAAUAAGAAAACCUUGGUUGUUUGAAGAGAAACAAACCAUGAUUCCAGGUUUGUAAGUGAUGCUAAUCCAAACCAUAGCCUGGCUCUUAGCACUGCAGAAGCAGGGAAGGUGUAAAGUGGCCGCGAUUUGCAUCUAUGCAUCAGAAUGCUGCAUGUUCCACCUUUAAACCAUGGUUAAGCUUAACUAUGGGACACGGGUGGCGCUGUGGGUUAAACCACUGAGCCUAGGGCUUGCCAAUCAGAAGGUCGGCGGUUCAAAUCCCCGCAGUGGGGUGAGCUCCCGUUGCUCAGUCCCUGCUCCUGCCAACCUAGCAGUUUGAAAGCACAUCAAAGUGCAAGUAGAUAAAUAGGUACCGCUCCGGCGGGAAGGUAAACGCCGUUUCCGUGUGCUGCUCUGGUUCGCCAGAAGUGGCUUAAUCAUGCUGGUCACAUGACCCUGAAGCUGUACGCCGGCUCCCCCGGCCAAUAAAGCGAGAAGAGCACCGCAACCCCAGAGUCGGUCACGACUGGACCUAAUGAUCAGGGGGUCCCUUUACCUUUACCUAAGCUUAACUAUGGUUUAAAGUGCAAACCAGGCCUGUGUCUCUCUAACCAUCCUGAAAUUCCCCUCCCUGCUCUGGAGCCCUUUUAAUUCUUACACCAAUGCCUGACCCCUAAAUUGAUUCCCUCCCUUUUACUCCCAGGUUUCUCCCUGCCCUCCCACCCUUCAAUCUCUCCUUCCAGCCCUAUUCAUCACACCCUGUUCCUGCCUGCAUUGACACCUGAUUGUGUGGAGCCCUCCUCCCUGCUCUAACCGCACCCUCCCCUCUCUGGCAGGCGCGGUACUGGGGUUCCGGGGUCAACGAGGUGCAGGGCGCCAUUUUCAGCCAUAGCGGCAAGGUUAUCCACCGGCUCUUCGGGAAGUGGCACGACGGGUUGUAUCGCGGCGUGGCCCCUGUCGGCAAGUGCAUCUGGAGGCCCAGUAAGGAACUGCUUGCACCGGGGCAAUGGGGGAAAUUGGCAGUUACUGGUGCUCCUGUAGGUCUUGCCCCACAAGGGUUGAUGAGUCCGUUCUGAAAUGCUACAGUCCCAAGAAUGCAACAAUUCCACAAUUCUUUGUGGAAACUCGCGGAACCUGGAUUUCCAAUGCGGGUGGUGUUUGGUCUUAGUUUGAAACCAGAGAUCAAAUUUAUCAAUUUUCUAGCUAUUGUUGCUGAAGCUCGGAAGUACAUGUAAAUAUGGCUUCUAAAGGUGUGGAAGCUGUGGGAGGGAUUGUUGCUGGGUAGGGUCCAAGUAGCCCAAGGCUGCCCUACCGUGAAGCAGACAUCUUUGGCGACAUAAUUUGGGGGCCGUUAAGGAUAGCCAGCUGAUCUGACCCAUGGAGCGCAAAUCACUAAGGUGUUCUCCUGGGGAAGCCCUAUUGAAAGGAAUGGAAACUGUGCAAGAGCCACCAUCAAAUGGAUCCUUAUCGUGUAUAGCAUUCUUCCAUGCAUCUGUUAAUCUGUUUGCCCAUCUUUUCCUGAACCACUUUUGCCGUCUGAGUGGGAGUGAUAGCCUGGAAUCUGAGGAGGUGAGGAAAGUAAUAGACUUUGUUGGGGGACCUUUCCUUUGAGCUCCCAGUUCCUUAACACCCACAUCUCAUAAGAACUGCAUAGGAAUCAAUGAAUAGCAAUUAUUGCAUUGGUCCAUAACAGAAAGGAACUGCAAGAAAGAAGUCUUCCUGUUCUUCUGGGAAGCAUAGAAUCCUUUGUGACAUCAGCAGCCGUUGUCCUAAUCCCCUCCCUCACCUCAGACCUGUUUGCUUGUCUAGCAACCAACAUACCCCAUUCUAAGGAAACAGGAAAGCUUGCCUUGCUUAACGUGCCUGGAACGUUCGAGGAUGAAUGUGGGAACAUAAAUAUGCAACAGACCAGGGCAGCUAUUGUCUGGAAACAGAGCUAUGUGAUAGUGCAUGACUUUGAGAACGUGGGAUACAACCUUUGAGGCAGGCAGAAAAUAAAAACAAACUCUUUUCGACUAACUCUGGGCCACAAAGCAACAAAGCAAACAAUAGUGAAAAGGGUGCUUAUUCUGGCAAGAAGAACCUUUUGGGCAGGCCUAUGUAAAUUCAGCAACCGGUCCCCACUCUCAUCUCAGGCCACUUUGCAUGACCAGCAACCAAUACAAUCCACAGCUUUUGAGAGAUUUAGGUAGGAUCAACCUGUCAGAGUAAGUGGGUGGUGGGCACCUGAUCUUCUGAAAUCUUUCUCUCUCUGCCUUUGUCUCCCCUGCCACUUCCAGACCCCAUGCCUCGAGACUUCGAGAAGAACUAUGGUUUCACUCAGUUUGCCUUGGAGCUCAACGAGUUAACGCCGGAGCUCAAGCGUCUCCUUCCCUCCACAGAUACGCGCCUGAGGCCUGACCAAAGGUGAGGGCAGGAAAGCCAUUGGGGACUGUCUUUUCCUCUUUUGUUUCAGAUAGCCUACUUUUCUGCUGGUAAGGUGUUCAAGGCAGCUUCUGUUCAUAGAAAUCCCCGUUUUUGCAGCAUCCAUGCUAAAGCUGAUAUACACAAAAAUUAGGGAAAUGAGCGAACAUAAAAAACGCAAGGCCAUCGUAAGCUUUCCUGCAUAUCCUGGCUGCCAUUUACACCCCAUAGACGUGCACACACAAAUUUUUGAUAUGAAAAGGAAAUGAAUAUGACUGGGUUUGGCGCCCUUCUCCUCCCCACUUCUCCAGGUACCUAGAAGAGGGAAAUGUGCAGGCCGCAGAGUCGCAGAAGCGGCGAAUCGAGCAGUUGCAGCGAGACCGGCGUCGGGUGAUGGAGGACAACAACAUUCUUCAUCAGGCGCGCUUCUUCAGGUGCUUCCUCCUUUGCUUCCUGUUGUUUCUUCCUCCGUGGAGCCUAUGGCCAGGUUUUUACAUAAACGCCAACCCAUGGUUCAUGUAAGCUGUGGUUUAUUUAGCAAACCAGGAGUUAACCAUGGUUGGUGAAGCAAAGUGUCCUGUUGUGAGGAGGUGGAACUCGAGUCUCCUUGCCAUUUAUAGAAGCAGAGCAGAGGAUGCAAAAUUAAAAUUAAACAUGUAGUCUUCCUUGAUUUGCAUCUAUAUACAGAUUGCGGGAUUCAUCCUUUUUUGGUACAUGUUUCUUACUUAUUUUUGUAAGCAUAUAGACUACACACACUCACCAUAGGUUGCAUCCCUUCAACAACCUAGUUCCCUGCUUCCGAGGGGUGAAUCAAAACAUGCCCUGCCUUUGAAAAAUGAAUUGGUAGUGGCUCCAGAUGCAUCUCCCUUCGCCAAACUGUUAACCCUGACUUCUAAUGGGCUCCUUUUCUUCUUCCUUCUUCCUGGCAGGCGGCAAGUGGAUGCAAAUGGCAAAGAAUCCUGGUUAACCAACAGCAGCUACUGGAAGUUGAGGGCGGAGCCUGGCUUCAGCAAUAUGGACAGCGCCGUCUUGUGGUAGCGGUUAGCAACCGCAGGAGCGGCUGUGCCUGCCUGCCAUUUCCCAAAGCAGCGGGGGGGGGGGUUAGGAGACCAGACAGCAAGGACCCCCUGCUAGAUAAGCACAAAGGUGAUCAAGGCAUGCAAUCCUGGGAUUACCAGCACCUCGUGAAGCGGAAGGACGCCUUUCGGUGUUGCGCCAUGCACUUCCAAAGCAGCCCUACCCCCCUCGCACACUUGAGGAAGGCGACCGUCUCGCCUCCUCAAAACUGCUGCCUGCUGGCUAGGCAGACCUUGGUGUGGAGCCUUGGGUUGCUGCGGAUGCCGACAGGAAGCACUUUAACACCCGCCGAGUCGCAAAUCGGCUCCGGGGCAGAAGCAGCGAGACUGGAUGCCCCCUUAAGCAACUUGAAAAUGGGAAACCGCUCUUUAAAUUUUCGAAGCCUGCCUUUUGCUCAGAGAACAGUGGCAAAUGUGUGCUCCAGCGCGGAGUGGGUGUUUGCACAGCGAAGCCUGGAUACCGGAUGUUUUGGGUCCUUCGACUACCUAGUAGUUUCCUUCUGGGGGGUGGCUGGUCGCGCCCUCCCUCCCCUCCUGUUUUUUUGGUUGUUUUCAAGUCGCUCCCGGUGGUUGUUCUGAGGUAAAGCCUGGCCUAAGUUAGGAAUUCCUGCUCCAGGAGCAGAUUAUAUGUGAAGCUGUGGUAGCCCUCUGAGGCAACUCUCUUUCUCCCUGCAAGGCGGCUGUAGGACGGGAAUCGGGUUAAUGUCACUCUGAGCCAGAGAUACCUGGUAUGGCGGAGACUCCAGGACUUUUUCCCACGCCUUAAGAAAGUCCUCUGAGUUCUGGGCCACUGUUGGGGCUUAUAGCAUUGAAUCAGGACAUUGUGUUUAUGUGUGUUUUGUUUCCCUUCAUCACCCCCUCUGGUAUCUCCUUCCCUCCCUAUUUGCUAGGAUUGUAAGCCGUUCUCCUCCUCCUCCUCCUCCCCACUGUCCUUCAGCAUUUGAAGCAAUAAUUUAAAAAAAGAGGGAGUGGGGAAACACUGACACUCCCACAAUCCUUUGCAGAAAUUUGUACCUCAGCAUCAGGUCAGGGUCUAUCAGAACUUGUGAUAUUCAAAGCUGCCUCGAUUAUGAUUGAAUGUAGAGGUGUGUGUGUAUCGUGGGAGCAAAACAUAUAUCCGAUCUCUUUCUCAGCUGUGGCAAGAGGAAUAUAGACUAUCCUGAGGCUCGGGUCCUGUUUUGAAGGGAGGGAAGAAAGGAGGAAGUUCUGGCUGAGUCUAGAGCAGGCCCACACCAGUUGUGGCCCACCAAGCCAAUGAAGACCAGCGAGUGCUUGACAGUCCCUGCUAUCGUUGCAUUUCCAAGUUUAUUGAACCCCGGAGGGGUUGCAGUACACAUGGUUAAUUUGGCUUGGUGGGUUACAAGGUGUUGCAAGCUCAGUCCAAUGGCUCCGUUCACACCUAGCUUUCCAAUUUUAUGGUUUUUGUUCCUGGUUUCAUCCCCCACCCAGUUUUCAAACUCUGUUUCGGGAAGUACUGUAACUGGAAAAUGCUGCAUGUCUUUAUGAAGUUACAAAGUACAGGCACAAGUAUGAGACCAUCAUGCAGAACUCCUAGGACCAUCAUCCAUGCUCCUAUAUCCUGCAAACCUGUCUGAGCUUUCCCAGCGUUACGAAAACGAACAUCUACUGCCAAAGUGGAGAAAUGCAACAUGUGAAGCAGCCCUCAGUUCUCUGAAUUCCCAAUCUGGAUGCAGGGCAGCCUAGGGACAUCACAGCUUUAUAUAUUUUUAGCGUCCAGACUCUAUGUUCUUUUACUGCAGUUCACCACUGUGCUGCCCAACUCACCCCGAGGUGGUCAUAACCUUUUCCUGCUUUUUUCUUGUUUACUGGCCCAGCCUCACCAUUUACGUGGGUCUGAAGUGGGCGGCAUCAUUAACUGAGUGUCUACAAAGCACUUUGGUUCCCUUCCUUGCUGGGAGAGGGUGGGGUUUGCACACUGUUGGAAACUGAGCCUCACUUUUCAGCUUUGAUCUUCUAUUUUAUUUUAAGAGAUACUUCCUGAAAGGGUUUUGAUAAUCGCUGCAUAGGAGGGGGAGCUUUAAUUUAUUCCCCGUUAUUCGCUCCUCCCUCUCUGCCCCUUCCUGAAGAUUUCUUGCCCAACAGAUCCAGAUUGGUGUCCUGUCUUGUUGUCUGCCCCUCCUUUCUGUGUGCUGGUUGUCUUUAAUGUCUCGUCUGGCCCAAAAAGCAGGUCGGCCUGCUCUUCGUUCACCUCACCUGGCUGGUCCAGUGAUGAGCCGCCGUUCCGUCUUCUGCGUCCAUGUUGACUGGCCUCUGUUCUGUCUUUGUGUUGUGGCUUGAACACUCCACGGCGUGUCCAAUAAUAAAAACAAAGAUUUCAGAAGAGUUCCAACGUGUGGUGGCCAUUUUGUUCAUCCUCCUCAGCCGGCAAGCAUGUGUGAUCAACUGCUUGUCCCUCACCAUCAAUAAUUGAAUAGUAAAGGUAAGAUAAAGUGACCCCUGAUCAUUAGGUCCAGUCGUGGCCGACUCUGGGAUUGCGGCACUCAUCUCGCUUUAUUGGCCGAGGGAGCCGGCAUACAGCUUCCGGGUCAUGUGGCCAGCAUGUCUAAGCCACUUCUGGUGAACCAGAGCAGUGUAUGGAAACACCAUUUACCUUCCCGCUGGAGCGGUACCUAUUUAUCUCCUUGCACUUUGAUGUGCUUUCGAACUGCUAGAUUGGCAGGAGCAGGGACCAAGAAACAGGAGCUCACCCCGUCGUGGGGAUUUGAACUGCCGAUCUUCUGAUCGUCAAGUCCUAGGCUCUGUGGUUUAACCCACAGCACCACCCGUGUCCCUAAUUGAAUGGUAGUUUAAAACAAAAACAAAAAACCACCAUUCAUAUGCCCUUUUUUGACUGCUCAAUGUGCACAGUACGUAUUCUCCUCCUAAAAGCAACUCUGGAUUAGGAGCCAUUUAAAAAAAAAAAAUAAAAAAAUCAAGCCCAUAUUGCAGGUAGUGGGCAGAUGUCACCUCAUAAAUCUAUGGUUGUGGAAAGGUUCAAAAGGGUGAAUCACUGCCAAAGAUACUGUGCUACAGCGCCAGUUUAACAUCAUUUUGACAGAUGCGUGGUACUGCAGCCACCAGCCCUGCCAUGGUGCAGGAAAGUCUACCACUUGCUGGAUUAGUGGAGAGUGACAAGCAGCCAGAGGAAGUACUUAACUACAAUGGCUCUCAGUACAUUUCUGAGCACAAUUCAAAGUGUUGGUGCUGACCUUUAAAGCCCUAAACACCCUCAACCUUGUAUACCUGAAGGAGCGUCUCCACCCCCAUCGUUCUGCCCGGACACUGAGGUUCAGCUCCGAGGGCCUUCUGGUGGUUCCCUCACUGAGAGAAGCAAAGUUACAGGGAACCAGGCAGAGGGCCUUCUCAAUAGUGGCGUUUGCCCUAUGGAACGCCCUCCCAUCAGUUGUCAAAGAAAUAAACAACUCUGAUUUUUAGAAGACAUCUGAAGCCAGCCCUGUUCAGGGAAGUUUUUAAUGUUUGAUGUUUUAUCGUGUUUUUAAUAUUCUGUUGGGAGCUGCCCAGAGUGGCUUGGGAGGCCUGUCCAGAUGGGUGAUGUAUAAAUAAUAAAUUACAGUGGUACCUCGGGUUACAUACGCUUCAGGUUACAUAUGCUUCAGGUUACAGACUCCGCUAACCCAGAAAUAGUACCUCGGGUUAAGAACUUUGCUUCAGGAUGAGAACAGAAAUUGUGCUCCAGCGGUGCGGCAGCAGCAGGAGGCCCCAUUAGCUAAAGUGGUGCUUCAGGUUAAGAACAGUUUCAGGUUAAGAAUGGACCUCCGGAACGAAUUAAGUACUUAACCUGAGGUACCACUGUAUUAUAAUUUAUCAUAAUAAGGGCCAUGCCUGCACCAAACCUUUAAAGCCGUAUGAUACCACUUUAAACAGUCAUAGUUUUCCCCCAAAGAAUCCUGAGAACUUUAAGGGUGCAGAGUGGUUAGAAGACCCCUAUUCCCCUCAGAGAGCUGCAAUUCCCAACAACAGUCAGCAUCCUUUACAAACCACUUGUCCUGUAGACAAGUAAACAAUAGUGCUUGGCAUCCUAACCAUGACCCAGUAAGGUACAUCAAUACUAUCUCCGAACUAAAGAUGGGGCUACUGUCUUAAAAUAUAAAUAACAGGUACCUUACUUCCUGAUCCAGGCAGAAGAAAUUUGACAGACAUGACAGGCUGCAUUUGGCACGUGGAGAGACACCCAAAGAACUAACAGCUUUACAGUUUAUUUAAAGAAAUUCUUAAGCCAAAACGAAAACUCAACAGGCAGCCUGUACACUGCUUUCAAUAAAUAUUUGCAAAUGUCAAGAAUUUUUGUUGUCUUGAAAAAUAAAAUAAAAAAAGAGAGAACCUCAAAACACCACAAAGACCAUUGUGUCUUUUACAUCUACAUAUUUUUUUGUUGUUUUAAGAGUGUAAACAGUUAGGAGAGCUGAGCCUAACUCCCCCCUCCGCCUCCGAGAAACUCAGCUGGGUUUGCCGAGCCACGGGGAGCGCUUAAAAGGGGAAAGAGUGUCCCAUUUGAUUGUCUAGCAUAAUUAAAAUUCACUUCACCAAAUGACCAUCAAGUCUUUCCAGGAUUAUAAAAUACCACCAAGAUUUGAGGGAGGGAAGGGGGAGAGGAAAUCUCUUUAGAGGAGGAGGUGGAAGUAUAAAAAUACAACUUAUGUCUUUGCCUCCUGCUUUCCAUAAAACUAAUUACGGAGGGCUUUAAAUAUGACCAUUCUGGACACAAUCCACUCUUCAUUGUAGACCUGCCCCAUUGAAAUGUAUGGUGUCUCUUGUUUUAUUUCUAGGGAGGCAUGCAUGCGAAGAUGCCCAGAUGACUUGCCCCUUUCUUUGCAAUUGCCUUCCACUUUGGGGAUCUCACCAAAUCAAAGCGUGUGCUCUGCAGCACACACAGCUAAACAGCGAGGCACAAUGCUACAAAAAUUAGCCAAGGGGCUUUCUGUACGGAUAACCCCCUAUGGCUCUGUACAAGAGGUUGUUUCCCCCCCAGUUCACUUCUCCUCCAAUCUCUCUGCGUAGGCGUCUCCACAUCUGGCACAAGAGGGCUACCUGAGAAACCUGUCCCUUUAUACCAGAGCUGAGGAAACCUAUGGCUCUUCAGGUGUUGCCGGACUCCCAACUCCCAGCAGCCCCAGCCCGUGGCCAAUGGUCAGGGAGGGUGGGACUUGUAGUCAAGCAAUAUCUGGAUGUCCACAUGUUUGCCAUCCCUGCUGGUUCCAUUU